AUGUACAGCAUACUAGAGAGCGAGUUGAAGGCGCCCCAGCCUAACCCCGGAGGAGGCUCGGCCGGGAACGGCGCUCCGGGAGGCAACGGCAAGGGUGGCGGCGGCGGAGGAGGAGGAGGAGGAGGAGGAGGAACCGGAGCCACGGACCAGGACCGGGUCAAGCGGCCGAUGAACGCGUUCAUGGUGUGGUCGCGGGGCCAGCGGCGCAAGAUGGCUCAGGAAAACCCCAAGAUGCACAACUCUGAGAUCUCUAAGCGCCUGGGCGCGGACUGGAAGCUGCUGAGCGACGCAGAGAAGCGCCCCUUCAUCGACGAGGCCAAGCGGCUCCGCGCAGUCCACAUGAAGGAAUACCCGGAUUAUAAAUACCGGCCACGUCGGAAGACCAAGACGCUGCUCAAGAAGGACAAGUACUCUCUGCCGGGCAACCUGCUGGCCCCGGGAAGCGCCGGCGGAGGCGGCGUCAGCAGCCCCGUCGGGGUCGGGCAGCGCCUGGACUCCUACGCGCACAUGAACGGCUGGCCCAACGGCGCCUACGCCUCGCUGAUGCCCGAGCAACUGGGCUAUAGCCAGCACCCGGCCAUGAGCAACGCGCAGCUUCAGCCCAUGCACCGCUACGAUGUGAGCGGCCUCCAGUACAGCCCCAUCAUGUCCAGCGCUCAACCCUACAUGAGCGCGGCAGCCUCCACUUACAGCAUGUCUCCAGUUGCUGCGGCGGCGGCGGCUGCCGCUUACGGCCAGCAACCGUCGGGGCACUCGAUGAGCUUGGGGACGAUGGGUUCCGUGGUGAAAUCUGAGCCCAGCUCGCCGCCACCGGCCAUCACCUCGCACUCCCAGCGGGCCUGCCUGGGAGAUUUGAGGGAUAUGAUCAGCAUGUACCUACCGCCCGGGGGCGACGCGGCCGACCCGUCGACACUGCAGGGCACCCGGCUACACAGCGUCCACCAGCACUACCCGAGCGCCGGGACUGCUGUCAACGGCACCGUGCCACUAACUCACAUCUAG
Podarcis lilfordi (Lilford's wall lizard) is the source of this 1002-nucleotide messenger RNA. NCBI's taxonomy places the organism in Eukaryota, Metazoa, Chordata, Lepidosauria, Squamata, Lacertidae. The record is from the annotation of a GenBank genome assembly.